This is a messenger RNA of Achroia grisella, 6004 nucleotides long. RefSeq names its product ral GTPase-activating protein subunit beta. Bases 226 to 5289 code for a protein of 1687 amino acids. Lineage: Eukaryota; Metazoa; Arthropoda; Insecta; Lepidoptera; Pyralidae. The record is from RefSeq and is a predicted model, not a curated record. The transcript is spliced from 29 exons. Gene Ontology annotation, molecular function: GTPase activator activity. Gene Ontology annotation, biological process: activation of GTPase activity.
UUUUAUUUAUGUUUUGCGAUUUAUAUGAAAAUUCUAACUUACGAUUUCUAAUAGAUUUUCAUAUCAAUUUAAAUAAAGAUACAUUUACAGUGGAAAAUUCUUCACUAAAAUCUUUCCACCGUGAACAUUAAGUUGCUCAAAACACUGAGCAAGUAAGCAAGCACAUAACAGAUUGUUAUUGUAUUGAGAAAUUUUGCUGACGCGAAACACCGUUACUCAUUAUUUAUGAAUGUGGGAAUCUUUAACAUAGUUAAUCAUAAGAAUAAGGAGAGUGGCGGCAUGUACGAGGAAUGGAGCUCGCUGCCGCUGGAAGGCGGCGGGCAGGGUGUCCUGAAAGCAGUGGGCGGCCGCGAUGUGGUGCUAGCAGUCAUGAGACAGCUGGCUUCCCAUGAGCCCAGUCCACUUACAAGUGAUGCAGAAGUGGAGUGGGUGCUGGAGGUGGUGCGGUUCGGCCUGGCGCUGCCGCUGAGCGAGCACGAGGCGCUGCGGGACUGCGUGCGCGUGUGCUGCGCGUGGCUGGCGCCGCUGCUGCCGGCCGGCGCUCCGCAGGCGCCGCCGCCGCCCGCCACGCCGCCGCCCGUGCUGGCGCAGCCGCACCGCUACGCGCGCAAGCUGCUCCGACACCUGCAGAACCUCUUCCUGCCGCGCCCCGACGAAAGCGGCGACCUGAUCAGCAAGCAGGCGCUGCUGUGCCACCGCGUACUGCGGCUGGCGCGCUCGCUGGCGGGCGGCGGAGCACUGGGAGCGGCGGAGUGGCGCGCGCUGCUGGCGCUGCUGCUGGCGGCGGCGGCCGCGCUACUGGCGCCGCCCGCGCCGCACCACGCCGCCGCCGACCAGCUCACCGACCGCGUGCUCUGCGUGCUCUUCGAGGUCUGGAUCCUCGCCUGCCACAGAUGUUUUCCCUCACCUCCACUGUGGCGUACACUGCGCGAGCAAUGCAUCAGAUGGAGACACCGGGCCCCACUGACCGAGCAGUGGACUCGCGCAUCGCUCUGUCUGACUGCCAGGCUGCUGAAGCACAUGUAUGGACCCACAUUCCCAGCCAUGCCUAUAAGUGAAGAGGAUUCAAACCUGGUGCCGGCCGAUAUGAGCGCGGAAGCUGUGAUGCAGAGCUGGUACCGUAUGCUGCACACCAUCGGGAACCCAGUCGACUUGUGUCGACCACACGUCAUCAGCCAGACACCUGACUUCCUACAGUACUCGAUGUCGGGGGGAACGCGAGAGCCGUGGCAGCAUCCAUGCCUGGCGGCGCUGCCGGCCAUCUUCCACAAGGCCAUGCGGGGACUCGCCGCACACGUCGACGCCUUCCUCGGGCGGGGCGCAGAGCGGUGGUGGGUGGAGUGCGGGGGCGGGGGCGGGGGCGGGGGCGGGGCGGGGUCCGGGGGCGCGGCGGGGGGCGCGGGAGGCGCGGAGGGCGCGUGCGAGGAGGACACGCCCCCGGCGCACCGCCGGCUGGCCAAGUCCUUCAGCGUCUCCACCGCGCGGCCCCGAGACAAGCCGCCCGACAAAAGUACCCCUCGUACGUCGCUGAUCGGUCUGACGGGCAGUCGGCCACCCAGCGUGGCACCAACCACGCCGCCCAACUCUAUAUCCUCGCAAGUAUGUGAGACGGAGAAGCCGCCGCUGGCUCCACUGCGGCCGAAGGUCAACUCCAUCUUCCACCUAUUCGGGGAGUGGCUGUUCGAGGCCGCGCUUAUUGGAACCACUCCGGCAUACAACAACAAUCAACAACGCGCAGAUGGCACUCCACCACCACCUUCAAUAUCUGAUGCGCAAUACAAGCUCAAUAUGUUGAGCUAUCAGGCAGGACGCGCAGAGGCGCUGGGCGCGGUGUGCCGCGUGCUGUGCUCGAAGCAGAGCCGGGAGGAGGUGCUGGCGCCGUACUUGGCUCGCUGCCUGGCGGCGCUGCGGCACGGGCUGCGGGACCCCAACGUCGCCGCCGCCGUCGUGCUCAACGCUCCAGACAUUUUCAGAUUGGAUUUAGACGGAGUUUUGGUUCUGGUACCGGAUUACAUAACAACACUAGACCGUAUCCUCUCAGAGAGGGAGCCCAAGCUAGAAUGUGGUGGUAUAGACAAGCGCGAGCUGCGUAAGGCCGCCAUCAGCGCGCUCCUGUCGUUGGUCGCCUUCCCUUACCAUUAUAGAGGUCUACCUGUUCCGGAAUUUCCUGGAUGCAAUGAAUACGCGGGCACGUCGCUGGGCGAGCUGACGCGCGCGCGGCUGGCGGCGCUGUGCGUGGCGGCCGUGCAGGUGGAGUGGUCGGCGUCGCUGGCCGCGCCGCUGCUGUCGGCGCUGUACCUCUGCGUGCGGCACCACGCGCCGCCCGAGACGCGCGCCGGCCCCCCGCCGCUCGGCGACGCCAGAGCGCGUUCAGAUAGCGGCAGCGCGACGGGCAGCGACGGACAUUCCUCGCUGGAAGACUUUGCCGCCGACGUUAGAGAACUAGAUCCAUCAUCACCUGUUUUCGGAGCGGCGCUGGUGGUCCGCGCCACUUACCUGGUUUGCCACCGGCUGAUAUCCUCGUGGAAGGGCGACCUGCAGGUGUCGCUGGCUGCACUGGAACUGCUUUCCGGGCUCGCUAAACUGCACUCAGCCAAGCCAGAGGCGACGGAGCGGAAGCGCGCGGUGCGGUGGGUGUGCGACUACAUCAGCGUGCAGUGCGGGCGGCCGCCGCCGGCGCACUCGCGCGACCUGCACUCGUGCGUGGUGGCGGCGUACAGCUGCCUGGCCGCAUGGCUGUGCCCCGCGCUGCUGGCCGACGCCGCCUGCCUCGCCGCGCUCAUGGAGGUCGUCGAGCUCGGCAUCUCCGGCGCCAAGAGCCAGCCUGGGAAACCAGGCGAGCAACCAAAAAUGAAAGACGAGAAAGAAUUAAAACCGGUUUCCAUGAGAGUGCGGGAUGCGGCUGAAUCACUGCUCAUGCUUAUUUUGGAACAGACGGGUACGACCGCCGGCGGCGGCGGCGAGGGCUGGUGCCGGCUCGACGAGCGGUGGCUGGCGGCGCUGGGCCACGGCAAGCUGCGGCACUACGUGGCCGACGGCUCCGUGCUGCUCUCGCUGCUCGAGGAGCCGCUCGCCAACAGCCAGGAGCCGCAGCCCACGCUCAUCGUGAUCAUCCGGUGCGGCUGGGGACGGUACGCGUGGUCACUGAGCAGCCGCGGGGCCGCGCGCUGCGCCACGCGCGGGGGCGGCGCCGCCUGCCCGCGCCCCGUCGACAUGCUGGGGCCCGCCCCGCGCCCCGCGCCCGCCUGCCUGCCCCUGCCGCCCGCGCCGCCCUGUGCCGUUGAUUCUGCAUUUCCCACUUUGGAUUCAGUGUUGAGGCAGCUUAACGACCCCGAUGCUCCGAUAUUGUUCAAGCUCCUAGAACAGCAAGCGAAUAUUGAGAAGCGAGUGAAAGAGAACGAAGACAAUGUUGUACCAGAAGAGUACGUCCCGCCCGAACCCGUGACCGAAUUUCAGACGGCGAGAUUAUUUCUCUCCCAUUUUGGUUACCUAAACAUCGGCGGUGAUAAGAAGGGCGGCGGUCCGCGGCUGACGGCGCUGCGCGGGUGGUCGUCGGGGCUGGCGGCGGCGCUGCGGCGGCUGGACGGCACGGGCGCGCGCGCCGCGCUCACCGCGCACGUGUUCUGCGCGCGCGCAGGCCGCGCCGCCGCCGCGCACAUGCUGGCCGACGUGCGCCGCCCGCGCCUGCUGCCGCCGCCCUUCCUCCGCAUGCUGCGCGGGCUGGGGACGGCGGUACGCGUGCGCGGACACGGCGGGUGGGCGGGACACGCCGCGCGCAGCUACGACGCGCAGCCGCCCGACCUGCAGCCGCCCGCGCCCGCCCUCGACGACGGCUCGCCCGCCGUCUACGACGGCCGCCAACAGGUGGGCACGCUAGCUCGUAGUGCGGCGCGGCCGCAGUACGACGCGCAGCCGCCCGACCUGCAGCCGCCCGCGCCCGCCCUCGACGACGGCUCGCCCGCCGUCUACGACGGCCGCCAACAGGUGGGCACGCUAGCUCGUAGUGCGGCGCGGCCGCAGUACGACGCGCAGCCGCCCGACCUGCAGCCGCCCGCGCCCGCCCUCGACGACGGCUCGCCCGCCGUCUACGACGGCCGCCAACAGGUGGGCACGCUAGCUCGUAGUGCGGCGCGGCCGCAGUACGACGCGCAGCCGCCCGACCUGCAGCCGCCCGCGCCCGCCCUCGACGACGGCUCGCCCGCCGUCUACGACGGCCGCCAACAGGUGGGCACGCUAGCUCGUAGUGCGGCGCGGCCGCAGUACGACGCGCAGCCGCCCGACCUGCAGCCGCCCGCGCCCGCCCUCGACGACGGCUCGCCCGCCGUCUACGACGGCCGCCAACAGGUGGGCACGCUAGCUCGUAGUGCGGCGCGGCCGCAGUACGACGCGCAGCCGCCCGACCUGCAGCCGCCCGCGCCCGCCCUCGACGACGGCUCGCCCGCCGUCUACGACGGCCGCCAACAGGUGGGCACGCUAGCUCGUAGUGCGGCGCGGCCGCAGUACGACGCGCAGCCGCCCGACCUGCAGCCGCCCGCGCCCGCCCUCGACGACGGCUCGCCCGCCGUCUACGACGGCCGCCAACAGAUAUUGUACUGGGCGGACGCAACGAAUGAGAUCGCGUUCAUAGUGCCGUCCGCGGAAGAGACCGACACCGAAACUGAAGACCGACAGAACGACAGCAUCAAAUCCGACGUGGAUGGCUCUUGCAUCUCUGUUAGGAGCUCAGCGAGCAGCGUAGGUGGUGGCGGCGGGAGUGGCGCCAGUGGCGGCGGAGCGGACUCGUGCUGGGACGUGUCGGGCACGGGGACUGGUGACAAGACGCGCGCACUCUCGCUCGACCUCGACCAGAACUCCUCCACCCUAAGUGGUAGUGGAAGACGCAAUAGAGAUUUCACGACGAAGAUACUCAUCAUCUGGCUAGAGGACUUCGAGGACCACCUGAAUUUGCAAAUAGACGAGCUGCUGCGCGAGUGCGAGACCGGCGUGCCGUGGCGGCGGCACGACGUGUGCGUGCUGUGUGUGAGCGCGCACCGCAGCGGACUCGUGCGAGUGAAGGCGGCGCGCGCCUGCGGGGCCCUGCCCGACGGCGCCCUGCUCGCGCCGCACCUGCUGCCCGACUGUCUGCGGCGAGCCGCGCUCGACGCCGCGCGCCGCGCCCGCCUGCACACCGACCUGUACCAGCCGCCGCACGUGCGUCGUCGUCACCUCAUACAGGAACUGGCGCAGAAUUACAAGAUGGACCUCACGGAGCCAGAACUGCUCGAGUCACUGUUCAAACCACCACCAUAAAUACCACCCUACUUUUUGAACCCGAAGUGUGUAAAGAGUCUAGUAUAUUUGGGACCUCUAUCUAACCUAAUUCAGCCCCAAAACAGCGUGGAGUGUAAAGAAUCGUCAGCUUUGGUUGAGGUACCAAGUCUUACCUAUUUCAGCAAAUAAGCAAGUUACUUUAUGUUACAGCUAGGCUUGUCAGAUAGCUAGGGGGAAAUCAGGGAUUGUCCCAGAAUUUCGCGUCUUGUCCCGUGUCCAGUAAUUAGACUUUAUUGUUCCGAAUUCUGAAAGCCUACUUGUUUAACAAAAUAAACAAAUUUUCCUUUUCAAAUACAAACAUAAAUGCUUUCAAAAUAUUAAAGAUACUUUUACUAUGGCCACGUCCCGACACAGUUGUCCUAGAAUUGUCCCGGAUUUGAUAAGUUUCUAUCUGGCAACCCUAGUUACGGAUGAAAGGUGAGAUGAGGGAAUGAGUUUAAAGGAAGGUAUCAUAGUGCUUCGGAAUGGCAACACAUAUGUAUCACGAGUGUGACGUGAUAACAUGAUGUUUGUGGUACAGUUCAUGGAGGCGAUAGUUAACACUUAUCAAUUUGUUUGCCAUUCGAAUUACAUAAAAAAAUGACUAUACUUAUUUAUGUAUAAUUUGAAUAUAGAUCUAUGAAAUUAUUUAAUGUAUUAAUCUAAUUUAAUUUUUAGACUUUAAUUUUUAUGAAUAAAUUAUUGUAAUGACAUU